GCGGGGGGGCUUCCGGCGGGGAGCGGCGGCCCGGCGGCUCCUUCUGGGAAGGCGGGGGCCCGCAUCCUCCACGCCCCUCGGCCGCUCCGCUGCUCCGCCGGCCCGCCUCUCCCUCGCCAUGUCCGCCCUGGAGAAGCAGCUGCAGCUCGGCCGCCUGCCCCCGCGUCCGCCGGGCCCCGCCGGAGGCAGCGGACAGGCCCCGCCCAAGAUGCGCAUGGGGCCUGGAAGGAAGCGCGAUUAUAGUCCGGUUCCCUGGAGCCAAUAUUUUGAAUCUCUGGAAGAUGUCGUGGUGGAGACCGACUCCGGCAAGGAUACUUUUCGUGUGUACAAGAGCGGUUCCGAAGGUCCGGUUUUGCUCCUCCUUCACGGCGGGGGUCAUUCCGCGCUGUCCUGGGCCGUCUUCGCCGCCGCCAUCGUCAGCCGGAUCCAAUGCCGGAUCGUAGCGUUGGAUCUCAGAGGACACGGUGAGACGACAGUGCGGAAUCCCGAUGACCUCUCUGCGGAGACAAUGUCCAAAGACGUUGGCAAUGUGGUCGAAGUCAUGUAUGGCGACCUCUGCCCUCCCAUUAUGCUGAUCGGGCACAGCAUGGGAGGGGCCAUUGCCGUCCACACAGCCGCGUCCAACCUGGUGCCAAGCUUGUUGGGCCUCUGCAUGAUCGACGUGGUGGAAGGGACGGCUAUGGAUGCCCUCAACAGCAUGCAGAACUUCCUUCGGAGUCGCCCGAAGACGUUCAAAUCUCUGGAAAACGCCAUCGAGUGGAGCGUGAAGAGCGGGCAGAUCAGAAAUCUCGAAUCCGCAAGAGUGUCCAUGUUCGGCCAACUCAAACAGUGCGAGGAAUCCGUGAGUCCCGGAGGCCCCAAAGCCAUCGUGGAAGGGAUUAUAGAGGAGGAAGAGGAGGAGGAAGAGGAGGGCGAAAACGGGGAAUCUCUCCACAAGAAGAAGAAAGAUGACGACGUGGAGACCAAGAAGGAAGCCACGUAUACCUGGCGGAUCGAACUGGCCAAAACGGAGAGAUAUUGGGAAGGCUGGUUCAGCGGCCUCUCCAACCUCUUCCUCAAUUGCCCUGUUCCCAAGCUGCUGCUUUUAGCAGGUGUGGACAGACUGGAUAAAGACCUCACCAUUGGCCAAAUGCAAGGGAAAUUCCAGAUCCAGGUUCUCCCCCAGUGCGGCCACGCGGUCCAUGAGGAUGCUCCGGAGAAAGUAGCGGAAGCCGUGGCAACGUUCCUGAUCCGUCACAGGUUCACAGAGCCCAUCGGCGGAUUUGAAUGUGUUUUUCCUGCUUGUUAAUACCCCCCGACGGGCCCUUCUGCACCUCUUGUAAAUAGACCAACAUCGGAAGCACCACCGCAUAUCCCGUGUCCUCCUCGUCAUCCGCUCCGACCCAUCGGCACAAAUCUCGUCGCGGACAAACUGGGUCUCCAGCUCGUUUCUUUUUUUUUUUCCGUUUCUCUCGCCAUUUCAUCCUGGCUGGGCCACCCUCCCCUCCUUUGUCCCUUCCCGAGAUCAUCGACAGAUCCUGGCUUGUUACCUGCUCCCGGAGGCUAAUCCGGGAUGUCCGGGUAAACUCCGCCCUUGGGGAAAUCUCGCCAAACUUUCCUCGUUUCGCCCACUCCGCACUCGUGUGUACGUUACCACCGUUUUUUUUACCGCCUACGUUUUGUUCUCCCACGCAUGAAAGGGGGCGGCCUUCCCCAAACCGGGCGCCACCCAAACGCACCCAGCGCCCAGUUUCCAAAAUUGCUAGCUAGCCACUGAUUCGGCUGCAACCCCAGCAUGUUUGAACAGUGCCAGGCUGAAUUGUUUUCUCUGUGUCUACAGUGUUUGUGCACCUCGGUGACUUUAAGAUGGGGGGACUAUAACUCCCAGAAUUCCCCAGCCAGCUCUGCUGGCUGGGGAAUUCUGGGAAUUAUAGUUCCCAUGAGUCUUUAAAGCUGCCAAACAAACACGGUUUUGGGAAGCCUGGCACAGCACAACCAGGAAAGGAAUCUGCCCCUGUUGAAUCUCCACCUGCUUAAAACAUUUGCUGAUCCGUCGUCAAACCAAUUCCCCCCCCCCCUUCUAGAUCCACAUCCGGGAAUGCCACCAAUUUUUUUUGCGCGGCCACAAAAGGUUUCCAGAUGUUGCCUCUGAACCCACUGGCUUUCCC
This is a messenger RNA of Thamnophis elegans (Western terrestrial garter snake), 2147 nucleotides long. RefSeq names its product protein phosphatase methylesterase 1 (gene PPME1). Bases 119 to 1288 code for a protein of 389 amino acids. Lineage: Eukaryota; Metazoa; Chordata; Lepidosauria; Squamata; Natricidae. The record is from RefSeq and is a predicted model, not a curated record. Gene Ontology annotation, biological process: protein demethylation. The transcript is spliced from 14 exons. Gene Ontology annotation, molecular function: protein methylesterase activity.